AUGGAAUCGAAAAAUGACAAUCAGGACAUGAAUAGGAAUAACAACGAUGAAAAUGACAAAAGGAAUCAAUUGCUUUCUCAAUUACAAAACGUAAACAAUCAAAUUAAUACCAUCGGUAACAAUGAGAACUCCAAUGACGAUAAACAAACCACACCUAAUAUCGAACCUUCUACCUUAAUGGCUUUCAACAGUAACAUCCCUCCCCAUUCAGUUAACAAUGAUGAUAUGAAUUUCACUUUGGAAUUGAGUGAGAAUUUACUCACGGAAUGUAGGAAACUUCAAGCAAUAAAUCAAAAGAUAAAUAAACAAUUGGUUGAGAAAAGUUCACAAAAUAAAAAAGUUACUGAUCAAUUAAAAAAAUUAACAAAGGAAUUUCAAGAUUCUAAGAAUGUUACGUGGGAAUUAGAACAUAAUUUUAAUACCAUGACUCAAGAUUUGAAAAUAACUAAAACUAGUUUAUCUAAGAAGGAAUUACAAUAUCAAACCACAUUGAAGAAAUUAAAUGAUUUGAAUUCAAAACUGGAAAUCGUUAAUUUGGAGAGAAAAGGUUUAGAAAAUAAUUCAAAUGAUGAGAAGAAGCAAUUGAAAUUGCAAUUAAUGACUUUGAAGAAAAAUAUUAAUGAUCUAAACGAUGAAAAUGAUCAACUUAAUGAUAAAUUCCAAACAUUGAAAACAGAAAAGCAAAUAAUGGAAAGAAAAUUAAAUGAAGCUAACCACACAAUUCAAGAAUUAACAUCAAAAUCAAUAAUAGAUACCAAUGAAAUACCAACUCAAACAGAUACCCAACCACUUACUUUAGAAAAUGUGGAAACAUUCACAAAAGAAAACAAUUAUAUUCUUUUACCAUCAAAAGAAUUUGAACAAUUGAAAAAUCCAAAUUCAAAAACAUUAAUCGAUACACUGGAAAGAGAUUAUAAAGAUUAUAAAGUACUGCCUAAAAUCGACUAUGAUAAUAUUCAAAACCAAUUACAUAAUCCUUCAGAAGAAUAUUUGACAAUCAAUUUGAUUGAAAAAUUUAACAAGAAAUCAAUUCCAAAGGAGAAAUAUGAUGCAUUACUCCACCCAACUCCCUUGUAUUUGAUUGAUCAACUUAAAUCGAAAGGUUAUAUAUCAAUUCCUAAGGACGAGUACGCUCAACUGAUUAGUAAAAUCGAAUAUCCAUCACUAGAUCACGUAACGGAAAUGGCUUCAAAAUUAAAUAAUAAAUGUAUACCUAUUGAAAAAUAUGAAUCAUUAACCAACCCUUCGUUUAAUGACUUAAGGGAGCAUGUUGAGAAACUGGGAUAUAAAAUUUUAGAAGAGUCUGAAUAUCAUAAUCUACUCGAUCAAUCAUUACAUCCCACUGUCGAUAGCAUUAAGAAAACAGCAUUAAAAGAUGAAGAAAAACUAAAUCUAUUGAAAUGGUUAUCAGAAGAACAGAAGGAAGAAUAUAUGGUCAUACCAUCGAAGGAAUAUAAUGAAAUCGUUGAACCCUCUGAAGAAACAUUGAUUGCUAAAUGCCAACAACAUGAAAUAACAUGUGUUCCUAAUAACAAAUUUAAAGAAUUGGUUAGUACAUUCGACUCACCAUCAUUAGAGUUCUUAGAAAAUAAAGCUAAACAACUGGACCAUUCAAUUUUACCAACUAAAAGGGUCAAUGAAUUAAUUAAUACUUUUGAAGCACCAUCUGAUGAAUUCUUGGAAUCAAACAUUUCCAAGAAAGGGAAGAAAAUUGUUACAAAUGAUAGAUUUAAUCAAUUAUUACGUGCAUUUGAAGCUGAUGAAUCCUAUCUGAACGACAAAGCAAAACAAUUAGGUAAGACUCUGGUUGCAAAGGACAAGUAUGAACAAUUAUUGAACACAUCAAUUAAUCCAUCCCUUGAAUUCUUAUCGGAUAAAGCAUCACAGCUGGAAAUGACAAUGCUUUCCUCAACUGAAUACUCGGGUUUGAAAAAUAUUACUGAGCAUCCAUCAAUAGAAUUCCUAACUGAAAAGGCUUCGUCAUUAAAUUAUGAACUUCUUCCUAGGGAAGAAUAUAACAAAUUACAAGUGAUCACAGAAGACCCUUCCUUAGACUUCUUAUCGGAAAAGGCUAAGGAGAAAAAUGCAACUCUACUUCCAACUGACGCAUAUGUCCAACUGGAAGAAACAAUAACUAAUCCAAUUUUAAGUUUCUUGACUGAAAAGGCGCAUGCUAAAGAUUGUGUUGUCAUUAAUAAAAACGAGUACGAUGACAUAACAAGAAAGGCAAUAUCACCAACAAAGGAAGAACUUAAUCAAUAUGCUGUAAGGAAUGGAGAAAUAUUAAUCCCGAAGGAGCAAUACGAAUUAUUAAAUGAAACUUUCUCAAAUCCAAAUACAGAAUUUUUGAAGGAGAAAGCUCAGUCACAUAAUAUGAAAUUAAUUGACGCUAAUGAAUUUGAAUCUUUACAAAACCAAGGGUCUGAUAAGAAAUUCAUUGAAAAAUCUUUAACCGCACUAGGUUUAAUGCCAGUGCCAGUCGCAGCUCUUGAUUCAUUAAAAGCAUCAACUUUAGAAAAUAGUAAUGUAUCAUCAAUCAAUAAAAGAUUGAACGAUCUAAAUUAUACUGCCACACCCAAUGAGGAACUAGCAUCUUUAAAGACUCCUAUAGUAGAGAAGGCUACUAAGGACGAUACAUUAUCUUUAUGUUCAAAGUACUUAUUAACGCCAAUACCAAAUGAUGAAUAUACCAAGUUGCAAAAUGAUGCAAAACCUGUCAUAUAUAGUGAUACGGAAUUAAAUGAAAUGAUCAAGGCUCGUGGAUACGAUGUCCUGUCACAAGAUGAAGCCAGUAAUUUAAGAGAGCUGGCGGAACAUCCUUCAUUGCAGUUCUUGGAAGACCAUGCUACAUCUUUAAAUAAGGUAAUAAUAGAUAAACAAUUAUAUGACGAAAUGGAAAAACAACUAGAGACUCCAAGUAUUGAAUAUCUAAAUGCAAAAGCUAAUGUUGUAGGUUAUAAGAUCAUAUCAGAAUAUGAUGUGGAAAAACUAACGAAUACUGUUGAAUCACCAUCAUUGGAAUAUCUAACAGAUAAAGCUAAUAGCUUAGAUAUGACUUUGAUCAAUAAAGAUGAAAAAAAUAAUUUACUUGAUCAACAAGAAAAUCCCACUCUAGAUUAUCUAGUUUCAAAAUGCAACUCUUAUAAUAAAACCGUCAUUGAUGAAGCAGAAUAUACUGACCUUGUGAGAAGAUUGCAAUAUCCUACAUUUGAGGAACUUCAUGCUUUUGCAACGAAGCAAGAAAUGACAUUAAUACCUACGACAGAAUAUAGUAAAUUGACGGAACAAAUUGACAACAGUUCAUUACAAUAUCUAAAGGACUCUUUGAUUAAGUUAGACUAUGUUCCUCUACCAAAAGAAGAACUAGAUCUAUUGAAGCAAAAAAUAGAAACUCCAACUGAAGAAUAUUUGAUUGAAAAAGCACAAGUAUUUAAUAAAUUACUUGUUGAUGAUACACAAUACGAGAAUAUGGUCAACUCAAUCCAAUCACCUUCAAAUGAAUAUUUGGCUGAAAAAUCUCGUGAGAAAGAUCUAGUAUUAGUCAACACUACUGAAUAUACUGAACUUAGCGAUAAGUUGGCACAUCCAACCGAGAAUGUGUUACGAGAAUUAGCUGCAAAACUAGAUAAAGUAGUUGUUGAUAAGAUUAAGUAUAACAAUAUAAUUGCGUCUGUCGACUCUCCAUCAGCCGACCAUUUGGCUAAAAAAGCUAGUGCACUUGAUUUAGCCUUAGUGAAACAAUCUGAAUAUAACGAACUAAAGAAAAUACAAGAAACACCCUCAUUGGAUUAUAUACAAGGAAAACUUACGCCAAUGCAUAAGCUAAUUGUAGAUACUACAGAGUAUAACAAGCUAAAGCAGUUCGAAACUAACCCACCUAUUGAAUUUAUCCAAAAAAAGAUAGCAGAAAACGACAGUAUAAUAAUUAAUAAAGCUGACUACGAAAAUCUCCAGGAUAAAGCUCAAAACCCAACAUUAGAAGUUGCUGAAAUGUUUGCAAAGAAACAUCAGUAUGCUCUUUUGAAAAAAGAUGAACUGUCGGGCUUUGAUAACAAUGAACUUUCAAUCUCGAAUGAGCCACCGGUUAUCAUUAGUAAAGAAAGAUACGAUUCUCUGAUUAAUACAAAAGCAUUUAUCAUAUCGAAAGACGAUUUGAUAGAACUCUGUAAGCCGCUCAAUAUUGUACCCAUGUCAGCAAUUGAAUACGAAAAACUUACAGCACCUUUAAGUGAACAAGAUGUGAACACAUACGCGAAUGAUCAUUCCUUGAUUCUGCUUCCAGAAGAUAAAUACAACGAGUUGAAUUCAGAAAUUGAGUCACCCAACCAGGAUAUAAUUGACAAGACUUUAAACAGAAGAAAUAUGGUCGCAAUUCCUAUCACUGAAUAUGAUAACCUCACUUCAGAUAUUCAAAAAUCCCAACUAUCAAAAGAAGAACCUUCGAGUCCCUCUCUGGGUAAUAGUAUAUCCGGCCAAGAUGAAAAGACAGAAUUAUCACAGAGUAAUAUAGUUACUACCGAGGGCUCUUCUGAGAUAGAAAACUCAGAAUCUAGAGACCACAUUUCUCAGGGAUUAAGGAAAAUGAACCUGUCAAUCUUGCCAACAGAUAAACAUCAGGAAUUGGUUAAACGUAACGCUCCAGAAGAACACAUGAACUAUAACGACUUGGCAGCUGCUGCAAAAGGUAUUGGUAUGAUUUUAGUACCAAGAGAUGACAAUCUGGAAAGAAUCACAUCUCAAUCUACAGAACAAGGAACGAUUUACCGACGCCAUGAUGAUACAUCAUCGUUUAUCAGUUCAAACUCUUCAUCAACUGGCACUUCUAUUUAUUACGAUGCAGCUCAAUCAAAUAGUAGAAUCGAUCAUAGAGACUUAUCAAGUUUAAUUCACACUAGUACAGUCUCCUCUGCUAGUUCAGGUAUGUUUGUUGAUGCACUCGAUAGUAAUAUACAUGAACAACAUGAUGCUUUUGACAAUGUAUCACAAACUUCAACAGUACGUGCACCGGAUGAUACCAAUGAUUCAUUAUUAGAUUUGGACAAGUUCAAAGAUAGAGCAAAAGAAUUAGGUUUCAUACUAGUCCCAAUAGAUGAUACAACCCAAGGUAAUACCAAAAUGCCAAACUUAUCGGAAGAUUCUGAUAAUGUCGAUAUUGAGAGCGAUUUUGACGAAAAUGAAUUAUUGGAGAAGGCGAAUAAAUUUGGUAUGAGCUUAAUAUCUACUGAUGACUAUAAUACAUUUAAGGAGUUGCAAAGUUUAAGUACUUCUCCUGAACGACUUGUUAAAUUUGUUAACGAUUUAGGAUACGUUCUUUUGGAAGAGAAUGUGUAUGCUGCUCUUCAGGCAGAUGCAAAAUUGAACAAAGAGAAAAUAAUUGAUAAUUCUCAUUUGUUUGGAUUGAAAACUUUGGAAGAAACUGAAUAUCUUGAAUUGGAAAAGAAAUUGGAAGAUAAUAAAGUAACAAAGGAAAAUAUUUCACAGAAGGCAAGAGAAUUAGGAUAUUUAGCUCUAUCUUUACCAGAAUAUCAAAAUAUCAUGGCCCAAGUAAAUCAGGCAAGGAAUAUACCAUUAACAACUCUAGAAGAAAAAGCGAGGGGACACGAUUUGGUAGUAUUACCACAUGCAGAGUAUACCGCGUUGUUGGAACCAAGGCAAGCCCCUAGUCUCCCUCUUGAUUCUACCACUACUCAUCCAGAAACCGCAUUGGAAGAACUUCAGAGAAAUACAGACAGAAUAAAUUCAACGAUAGUAUCGCAGGAAACCCAUUCCGAUUUGCCAUCUUCGAAAGAAAUUUGUCCAAAAAAUGAGUUGAUAAAACAACUGGCCAGCUAUGACUUGAUUGCCAUCACCCAAGAAAGGUUUGAAGAAAUUAAGAAUGAGCUAGAAAAUCCAGCAUUUACAAGAGAACAAAUCAUGGAACAAUUAGAUAAAUUAGAUCUGAUUGCAGUUAAAAAGGGAGAGGUUCCUACAUCACCUGCGGGGGAUGAGGACGAUAAUUUUGACGACACUUUUGAUUUUGUUGAGAAAACACAAGACGUCCAAGAAGAGUUAGUACAAUUGAAACGAAAGGCCAAGAAAUAUGGACUACUAAGUGUCCCUGAAAGUUCAUUCAUAGUAACUUCAUAUGCCACGGAACCAGAUUUGAAUAAUGUUGUUAUUUUACCAGUUUCCUAUUAUAAUAGUUUAUUGUCAAAAGAAAAUGAGAAACUACACCAAGUUAGUAAUGAUGCAUUGAAGAAAGAAGCAAAUAAGAGAGGGUUUGCCAUCAAUAUGCAAUGGGAUAAUAAUAGUAAUAAGAACAGUUCAACUUUGAUGCAGCCGCCAGUUAUUGUGUCAGCAGCUUCUACACCGCCAAUUAAGCACGUUUCAAAGAGUUCCGUUACAUCUGGUGAUUCAAUUGCUGGGAAGCAACAGGCAGCCUCAGUUGGGGGAUCAGUUACAUUUUCUGAUUUUGAUAGCCCCCAUUCUGGUAAGAAAUCUACAAGAUCCCGUAACACAUCGAUUAGGAGGGAUCCAGGAUCAGCGAAAUCCACCGUUAAUCGUUCUCUUUCAGCUGCAGGAAGUCAAACAGGCGCUAGCAAGAUCCCACGUAUUACUUCAGUGGAUGGUGGGAUAUCACUUGCUACAGUGGCAAAUUUGAAUGAUAAAAGUAGUAUUAUCCCAGCAUUAACUCAGACAGUUGUUGGUGAAUACUUAUACAAGUACUAUCCACGUUUAGGAGCCUUUGGUGGUAUCAAAUCACGUCAUGAGAGGUUCUUUUGGAUCCAUCCAUACAACAUGACAUUAUAUUGGUCAGAUUCCAAUCCUGCCAUGCCUAAUCCAGGAGAGAGUAAAACCAAAUGUGCAGCCAUCUUAGGCGUAGAAAGUGUCGAAGAUAAUAAUCCUUUCCCCGCUGGACUUUAUCAUAAGAGUAUCAUUGUGAAGACAGGGAAUCGUUCAGUUAAAUUUACAUGUCCUACAAGACAAAGACAUAAUAUUUGGUUUAAUUCUUUAAGAUAUCUAUUACAAAGGAGUAUGGAUGGGAUAAAUAUGGAAGAUAUUGGUACGGAUCCUAACGAUAUGUUAUAUUCUGGUAGGAUUUUCCCGUUACCUGGUGAAGACCUUAAAAAUACUAAUAAGAGGUUAAGUCUAUCAAGGCGAGCCAAAUCAUAUUCCUCUUUAAGACAUGAUAAGUAUCAAUCCGUGGGGAAGCAUUUAAGAACACACCGAUCGAUGAUUGAGUCACCCUAA
Molecule: messenger RNA, 7230 nt
Organism: Naumovozyma dairenensis CBS 421
Lineage: Eukaryota; Fungi; Ascomycota; Saccharomycetes; Saccharomycetales; Saccharomycetaceae
Gene: NUM1
Product: Num1p
Exons: 1
Coding region: 1-7230 (2409 amino acids)
Biological process (GO): establishment of mitochondrion localization; maintenance of protein location in cell cortex; dynein-driven meiotic oscillatory nuclear movement
Cellular component (GO): cell cortex; mitochondrion; cellular bud tip
Molecular function (GO): tubulin binding; phospholipid binding
Source: RefSeq, a predicted model, not a curated record